GGCUUCUGUUUAUCAGAUGUUAUAAAUUACUAAACGUUUACUUUCUUUUGUGAUGUCUUUGCUUAUGCAAAAUAAAUUUGACCUUGAACUUGAAAUGUUACAGUAGUGAUCUAGAAAUUCAAUGUUACUUGGGUUCAAUAAAUUUUCUUUUCUCGCAUACUAAUUCACAUACAAGUCCAAUUUCUUUUUCGCUCUUCAUCUAUCUAAGUAAUUUUAACUGAUGAAAUUUUCUAUUUCAUCUUCUAUUAAUAAUAGUUUAGUUGAAAAAUUGUUCGUAACAUCGAUAUAUCAUGGUCUUUGAAUAAACGACUAGAUAUGAGUGUAAUGAUCUGUUUCAAAACAUUAACACAUUAUUAAUGUGUGUCAUACAAUUUUUUCAAAAUUUAUCCCAGUCACUGAGUAGGUAUAAAAAAAAAGACAUUUUUUUUCUGAAAUCAUUUGCAUAUCACCUUUAGUUCUAUUUUUUUUUUUAUGUAAUAGAAAGUAAAAAGGAUAUGAUUAAUGAAAAAAACGUUAAACUCAAGUAAAACUAUGACUAUAUUUGUAUUCAGAUAGGAAAAAAUUAUCGUCAUUAAAAUCAACAAAGACAUUUUUAUUUCGUGUUAAUGUUAUAGGAAAUGCCAAUUUUUGAUUGAUUAAAUUUGUUUUUUUUUUAUUAUUGAUUGUGGAAAGCAAAAGCAUUGUAGAUAUUGAAUUAUAACAUUCAAUAAUAAUUAGAUUUUUUUCUUGAAUCAGAAUUAGAAUUCAUGUACGUCUGAACAUGUUAUAAACAGUUCAUAUAAAAUUAGUUUUUCGUAGAUAAAUGUCAAAACAAGUAGUUAAGAGAAUAAUUUAUACUUUGAGUGGGUCAUUGUAUCAUCUAUAAAACCACUCUAACUUUAUUUCCUUGAUGGUUACAACUUAGACCAAUAUCUUACUGAAUGUAUUUUUCAUUAUGAGAAGUUAAACAUUAUUUCUUUUGUUCAACUUCGUUAAAAAACACACAUAAUUUAUGUAGAAUAUUAGUUAUACAUUUGAAAUCUACUGAUAUUUUAAAAGACAUACAUUCAUGACUAGUAUUUUUCUUCUUUUUCUUCUUCUCUAUCUAUAUGUAUGUGUAAUGGAAGACAUAACUUCAAAUUGUUACAAUCAUCUGUUACAUACAUAUAUAUAUACAGAUAAAUUUAACGUAAAUGGCAUAGAAUAAUGAGUAAAUGUGACAACGAUUACUUCAGUAAAUUGACUUCCUAAAAAUAGAGAGCAUAUAACAAUAUUCGUAAGAAAGAAAUGAAAAGUAAAACACCUUUUUUCGGUACACAGGCGAGCGACCAAACGUAUUUAAAUACAUUUAUCUAAUUUGCUUAUCUAUUUUUCGCAUUUGAGAUGAUUAAAUUCGUUUCUUUUCUUUUGCUAUUUGAAUGUACACUCUUGCUUAUAAAGCAAUGAUAAUGACGAUAAGAAUUGGGAAAUUAUUUUCAAACAAAAAACGUUAUCUAAGCUUUAUUAUACCAUGAAAUGGUGCGCCUGCAUAAAAGUAAGCUAGUGACAUUCAUUUCUUUUUUUCUCUAUUUAACGAAAUAGACAUUCAUAUCUUGAUGUAUAUUUUCCUUCACAAUAAUCAGAUAAUUAUACUCUAUAUUCAUUGUCUAUCAAUUGUACAAUGAAGCAUUCUGAAGCUAUACCGCUGUAGUAAAAAGUUUUUGUUGUAUUUCUUCCGAAUAUUUUGACACAUAAAAUGUUUGAAGGUCUUAUUAAUCCUAUUUCAUACAGCGUGUAGACUCAAGAAUUUGCACUAGAGGACAGAUUUUUAACUAUUUUUGCAGACUAUGAUCGACGUUUACAUAUAUUUGUUUUGUUUUAGGAAUCAAAAUCGUCAAACAAUGUUCCUGUAGCUCCUGUAGCUGAUCUUGUUACAACAGUAACAACUCUAGAAGAUGAUAUUGAAAAAGAUAUUGACCAAUCUAACAAUGGUCCUUCUCCACCUUUGAUACAGGGACGAUUAAAAAAUCUAUCUUUCUUAAAAAGAGAAAAGUUAACUGACAGUAAUGGUAUAGCUACAACGACUGCUAAUGAGUUCGACUUAAUUAACCACAGUGAAUUAGUGAAUACAGCUAUUGAUCCUCAUUCAUCGGCAUCACCGGAAGUACUAGAAACUCGUCAUUAUGGAGUUAAUGUUCACCUUAUUCGUGGAAAAGAUUUAGCUAUCAAGGAUUUUUGGGGUAGUAGUGAUCCGUAUGUAAAAUUUACGUAUAAAAAAAGUCUUGUCUACAAAUCACAAACAAUGUUUAAAAAUUUAAAUCCAAUAUGGGAUGAAAAAUUUGAAUUUUUCAUUGAUAAUCGCUCUAUACCAUUAGUUCUUAGUAUAUUUGAUUAUGAUCGUGCAAUUCGAGAUGAUCCAAUGGGUAAUAUAACGAUUGACUUAUCAAAAUUAGAAUUAGAGAAAGUACAUGAAUUAUCGCUUGAAAUCGACAAUGAGAAUCGAACUGAUGAUAAAGUCGGUCUUAUUCGUUUGAACAUUCAACUUACACCUAAAUCAACAGAAUAUCGAGAAGAAAUGGUUCGUUCGAUAUCACAACAAGCACCACAAUCAGCGGAUGUGAAAAAACCAAUAGCAAAUAAAACUGUUGCGUGGAAUAAAAUUGUUGAAGUUCUGUUAGUAGAAGGAAAAAACUUAUUGAGUAUGGANAAUUUUCGCAUGGUUCGUUCGAUAUCACAACAAGCACCACAAUCAGCGGAUGUGAAAAAACCAAUAGCAAAUAAAACUGUUGCGUGGAAUAAAAUUGUUGAAGUUCUGUUAGUAGAAGGAAAAAACUUAUUGAGUAUGGAUGCAAAUGGUAAAGCAGACCCAUAUGUUCGAAUGAAGUUGGGUGUAGAAAGAUAUAGAUCGAAGACCAUUCGAAAAUCACUGAAUCCUCUUUGGCAACAACAAUUUUUAUUUUAUAUAUUUGAAACGUCUGUUCCACCAUUAGAAGUUACUGUAUGGGAUUAUGAUGGAGGUGGAAACAAGGAUGAGUUUAUGGGAAGAGGUGUUUGUCAAUUGUCAAAUUUGAGAGAAGAAAUUACACAUAAAUUAAACAUUCAACUCGAAGAUGGUGCGGGUGAACUCGUUUUUCUAGUUACUAUUACUGAUACAAGAGCGGCAGAUGAAGUUUUAAUGAAUAGUUCAGUUAGACAUUCUAUUGAUGCAUCAUUAACAUCAAUAAUCACCGAAGAAGAUAUUAUUAGUCAUACAUCACUUGCAUCACUUAAGACAAUACAAGAUGUCUAUGAUGUUGGUGUUGUAGAAGUAAAAGUUUAUCAAGCUCAUGAUUUACAAUCAGCUGAUAUUAAUGGUAAAUCUGAUCCAUUUUGUAUUGUUGAAUUAGAUAAUACUCGUUUGCGUACUCACACAAUUUACAAAACAUUAUUUCCUGUUUGGAAUAAAACAUUUUUGAUACCCGUUCGUGAUAUACAUUCCGUAUUAGAAAUAACUGUAUUUGAUGAAGAUAAAAAUAAAGUUGCCGAAUUUCUUGGAAAAAUUGCCAUACCAUUAUUUGCAAUUAAAAAUGGUGAACGAAAAUGGUAUACAUUAAAAGAUCGAAAAUUAUUAAUUCCAGCUAAAGGUGUAAUUGAAAUUGAAAUGACAUUAGCAUAUGGAAAUCUUAAAGCAAUGCUUCGAACAUUUACACCAAAAGAACAAAAAUAUUUUCAAAAUGAACCAAAAUUGAAACUUGCAGUUCUUCGACAAAACAUAACUCGAAUACAAAAUAUGUUAAUGGCUGUGUUAAAUGUAUUCAAAUUUAUUAACUAUUGUUUUGAAUGGAAAAAUCCUGUAUUAAGCUCUUUUGCAUUUCUGAUAUCGGUAUUACUCGUAUGGAAUUUUGAACUUUACAUGUUACCGCUAACGUUAAUAGCAUUAUUUGCAAGAAAUUUUCUCGCCGAAUAUCGACGGUAUUAUACGGGUGAUUCAAAUACAAUCACAGACGAAAAUUUAACCGCAGCGAUAGAAAAUGAGGCGAUUGAUGAUGAUAUUGAUGAGAAUGCAAGUACAAAAGAAGAAAAAAAGUCAAUUCGUGAAAAAAUUCAAGCAUUUCAAGAUACUGUUCUUGAAGUCCAAGAAGCACUUGAUACUCUUGCUUCAUCGGCUGAGCGUUUAAAAAAUACAUUCAAUUUUUCCGUGCCUUGGUUAUCUUGGCUAGCCAUUAUUGUUCUACUUGUUGUGACAUUUAUUUUAUAUAUGAUUCCAUUACGAUAUCUUCUACUGGCAUUUGUUAUAAAUAAGUUUACUAAACGUUUUCGAAAAGGUCCAGAUUAUAUUGACAAUAAUGAAGUAUUCGAUUUUAUAUCACGAUUGCCUAGUGAUAUGGAAUUAAUACAAUAUCGUGAAUUAAAAGUAAUUACACGUUCAACAGCAGCAAACAAAAAGAAACAAACAAAUUCGAAAAACUAG
Molecule: messenger RNA, 4408 nt
Organism: Didymodactylos carnosus
Lineage: Eukaryota; Metazoa; Rotifera; Eurotatoria; Philodinida; Philodinidae
Source: the annotation of a GenBank genome assembly